AAAUGAAAUACAAUUUUGAGAUUACCAGUAGAAAGUUUAUCUUCCAUGAUGACAACACUAGGAGAUAAUUUGACGUCCGCGAAGCGAUAUCAUCUGCGAUGUCUUCUAACAAUAACAAAAAUUCCGGGAAUCCCUCUGUUAGUAACACAACAGAGGUGUUAGACGUGAACUGGGAUGUCGAGAAAUACAGGGAUGAACACGAAUGCGAAGAUCAUUGGCAAUUACGCAAAGCUUUCAUGGAAAAAUGGAAGAACAACUUCCCCGAGGAAAGACUAGUUUGUUUAGCUCGAGUUUACACCAAUAUUGAGUUCAUGGGCUGUAGAUAUCCUCCGCCAGUAAUGCAACAGAUCGCCCAGCUCUCAUUUGAGGCUGGCCGUCAAUUCCGAGAGAAAAAGAAAUCAAAACUACAACGCACAUUUGUUUCUGCGUCAACCGCAGCAGAAGACAGAGCUCGUGGAAUUAAACGAGUUGGAGGUGAAAUUGUUACUGAAGAUAAACCGAAAUCUGCCCGAAUAGCAUUCGUACCACAAGGAAAAGUAAUAGAAGAUGAUGAAAAAGAGAAAGAUUCGGAUGGAGAUGAACACCAAAACCAGGGUUCAGAUCAUGAAUUGGACGUUGCUAAGAAAUCGUUUGACCUAAGCACAACGUCAACUGAUAAAAAUACAAAACAGUCCGAAGGAGAAGACUAUUUUACAGAAUUAUCUAAUCUUAAAUGUUUAGAUGUACGAUUGUUUAGGGAAAAGAUGUUUGAUAGUACAUUCGGACGUUUGGUGCUGUUGAUCCGACCGUGGGCUAGGAAAAUAUGGAAUAUACAGACUAGCUGUCAAGUAUGUGGAUUAUGUAUCACUAAUGGAUAUGAAAACAAGAGCUACACUUUACGUAUCAACCAAAAAUUGUUGGUGCAAGCGUCAGGCGAAACCAAAGUUGAGGCUAAGAAUGCCGCUGAAAUUAUGGCGUGGGAGAGAUUAAAGCGCGAAGUGGUGUGCUUAUUGAUAAAAGAGCAGUUUAUAGCUCAGGGCGACACGCGAAUCAGUAUGAGUGAUGUGUCCGGCAGGAAGAGAGACGAUGUCUUCGGAACUCCUGUGGAAAACUCCGUUGCUAUGAAAAUGAUGAAAAUGAUGGGUUGGCAAGGAGGGGGGUUGGGUGCCGACGCGCAAGGCAUAGCGGAACCCAUCAAACCUAACUUGCAAAUGGUAGACAGAGCAGGCCUGGGCAGUGCUCAAGGUGUGAAAAAUCUUCGUCGAGCAGCUCAAGCGUUAAUGCAACGCUACAUAGCAUCAGACACGAUUGAUUUAGAUCUAGUCUUUACAAGUGAUUUCGCGAAACCGGAGCGAGCGACACUGCAUCAGCUGGCGCAGAGGAUUGGGUUGGCUUCGAGGAGUUAUGGGGAGGGAGAUGAAAGAUUCCUAGUAGUAAGAAAGAAGUUGGACCCAUUCUCCUUAGUUCGUGCCGUUAUCGAGAAAGGAGGUAUCACGCCGAAGUACCAAGUGUUUUUGCCAGAGAAUCUUAUGCAGAAUGUAAUACAUUAACGUCAAUCUUCAUCAUUCAUCAAACAUCAUUCAUCAUUAGCUGGAAGAUGUCCACUGCUGGACAAGGGCGCUCUAAUUAGCCGUUUCUUAUUUUUAUUUUUAUUUAUUUAUCGUAUUUACAAUAACUACAGGAUUAUCCAUGUAAAAUAGCAACCAUAAUCCACUAAGGUUUAAACUUGUGCUUUCAUGAGUCAAUCUCAAAAUCGAUUUUUUAUAAAAUAAGGUUUUACAAAUACAUAUACGUUAAUGACGCUAACAAUAUAAACAACUUACGAUAAACAAACCCAUUCCUAAAUAAUACUUAUAUGUAAUAUUGCUUUACGUAUAAGACUAUAGUCGGCAUACAUCCAAUGGUUGCUAUAUGCCAUAACUUUUAAUGUAAUAUAAAACUGCGGUAUAAUUUUAUUUUAUACUAGCGGUCUUCGCGACUUUAUUUCGCAUUGGACAUUUUUCUACUCAUCUUUGUUAUUGUUUUCUUAUAGUUAAAAGGUAUUAAAAAAGUUAUCGAAAUCGGUUCAUCUGUUCUCGAGAUUUGGACGUACGAACUACGAACAUAUAUAUUAAGUGAUUAAUGUUUAUAUCAUAGAAAAUAGUGGUUUUAGACAUUUCUUUUUUAAAAAGAAAAAGGUUUCUAGACGUAAUUUGCUGAUAGAUGAGAUAGUAAUUUUCGAAAUUAUUGUUAACUUGGAUUUAAUGUUGUUUUACAAUAAUUAUGUACCUUAGCACCUUAUUCGUAAGUAACAUUAUUGAAUACAAUUAUGUGAAUGGAUAUGCAAUCGGUCCAUUUAGUGGGCAAUGUUCCAGUUGAUGGUAGUCAUCGAAUAAUCAGUGAUCAGUGAUCAUAUCAUUUAGACAUUAAUUAUUUUUACCAUAAAUUAUGUUGUAAGAAAGAUACCUAAUAAAAAUUAAGCAGACAGAGAUUUUUGAGUGAAUGAAUAUUGUGAUUUUGUACAACUGUCUCCAUCAUAUCUUUGUGAUCGAAGUAUCAAACUGGAUUCCUACCGACAUACUCUAUGUAUACCAUACCAUAAUAAUCACGCCUUUUAUCCCCGAAGGCGUAGCCAGAGGCGCACAUUACGGCACUUAAUGCCAUUGUACAAUGUUAC
Molecule: messenger RNA, 2635 nt
Organism: Spodoptera litura
Lineage: Eukaryota; Metazoa; Arthropoda; Insecta; Lepidoptera; Noctuidae
Molecular function (GO): nucleic acid binding
Source: RefSeq, a predicted model, not a curated record